AUGAAACCCAAUCAUCGCGAAUUUUAUCGAAAGGUAAAAUCCGUUUAUUUGUCACCAACAGAGUGCGCUCACGUUUUCCCUUCAUCACUGAUUGGCUUCAAACUCAUUCUUAGUUCAGUGGAAAGAGAGAAGGAUUCGAAAUUGUUUAUUUGCGAAUAUCCAAUAAGGAUAGCCGUACCUUCUUAUCUAGCUUCAUCCAUACGAAUAACUGAUUAUCCUAGUUUUGAAAUAAUAUUUUAUGAAAACAACUCUUUCAUCGACUAUUUCAAGUUCUAUGCAGAUGUUACUCGUGUGACUCCAAAAUUCGAAACGAUUGAAAUAACGAAAGACUUGCAUGUCCCCGCCAACCCUGCGCAAUUUGAAGAGUAUUGGAAACGUUCUCGGCUGAUUGAUUGUCAUAAUUUACCGAUGAAUCGAAAUAACACAUCUCAAAGGCUUCCUAUUGAAACUUCCCUCCGCGCUCUUAGUAACUUACGAAAUGUGCUAACCCGCUUCAAUAUGUAUCCAUAUUUGGAAGGUGGAACACUACUUGGAUGGUACAGAGAAUGUUCUGUCAUACCGCAUACUCUUGACAUGGACUUUGUUGUUGAUAUUAGUCAGUUAAACCCUCAGUUUGAAGAGUUAGUAAGAACGAAAGGUGAGUCAUUUGCUUUAACUCGCAAACUUGGAGAUCCAAAAGAUUCUCUUGAAUACACAGUAGUACCUUCAAAAGGUUUCAAGACACCUAUUGAUAUAUUCUUUAUGUAUCAAAACACUGAUGAGUAUUGGAUAGCUGGAACAGACGGGAAAGGAACCAAAUAUAGAUAUUCAUUUCCCUUUUACGAUCCUUAUUGUGCUGGCAUAAUUCACGGUUUUGUGUUCUGGGUUACCUGCUCACCUGAUCAAAUUUUGACUAUCAGUUAUGGAAAGGAGUGGUAUAAGGAUUAUCCAUCAUCUCGUUUCCGUUGGAACUCAUCUUCCAGAAACGUUAGAAUCGUUGGGAAGAUUAAAAAUAGUGAUUUAAAAAAAUUUUAUGAAAUAAUAAAACAAACUCCAUAA
Molecule: messenger RNA, 1038 nt
Organism: Auanema sp. JU1783
Lineage: Eukaryota; Metazoa; Nematoda; Chromadorea; Rhabditida; Rhabditidae
Source: the annotation of a GenBank genome assembly